AUGGCAUUAUGGGAAUCCUUUUCGCUGCUUAUUGCUACUUUUAUCCAAACAGCAAUCUCUGUGCCUACGACCAACUUAGUACCGUCCAAAUGGGUUCAUCCCGGAGCAAUGGUAAGCCAAUCUCAACUGGACUUCGUCAAGAACAAAGUAAUACACGGCGAGCAACCGUGGAUGGAGGCGUACGAUGCCCUGCUCAAAGAUGAACAUGUCGCCAACCCACAGGAUCCGUCACCACACGUUAUUGUCGAAUGUGGCCCAACUUCGAACCCAGACGUUGGAUGUACUGCCGAACGCAAAGAUUCUUUAGCAGCGUACGCGAAUGCGCUGGCGUGGGCGAUUAACGGGACCACGGCGUACGCUCAACAGGCGAUUCACAUUAUGGACUCCUAUUCGUCCACUAUCAAAGGCCAUAAUAAUUCCAAUGCACCCUUGCAAUCGGGCUGGGUUGGCUCUGUGUGGGCGCGAACGGCUGAGAUUAUUCGACAUACGAAUGCUGGGUGGACAGAUGCUGGUAUCCGACAGUUUGAAGAUAUGCUACGCAAUGUCUACAUGCCGUUGACGGUCAAUGGAACGGACCACAAUGUGGCAAACUGGGAGCUAGUUAUGACGGAAGCGGCCAUUAUGAUGGCCGUAUUCCUCGAGGAUUCGGACGCGUACAACACCGCCAUGAAGUGGUUCUUGAAGCGAGUCCCUGCCACCGUGUACCUGACAAGCGAUGGAGAGUACCCAGUUGUAGCCCGAGGGCAGAGUUCCUCGUCGGUUGCAAUUAUUGCUUGGUGGUUCAAUCAAACCACAUUCAGGGAGAAUGGACAGGCUCAGGAAACCUGUAGGGAUCUCGAACACACCGGAUAUUCCUUAGCAUCCAUGGCGCAUGUUGCUGAGACCUCCCGCAUUCAAGGCACUGACCUCUACGAGACAGGUUUGGGAACGAGACUGCAGUAUGGACUAGAGUUCCAUUCGCAAUUUGCAGAUGGGACGGCCAUACCUUCCUGGCUAUGCGAAGGAGAGCUGAAGUUGGCAUUGGGACCCGUUACGGAAGUUGGACUCAAUGCACUGUCGUUCAGAAAGGGUAUCGAGAUGCCCAAGACCGAGAAAUUGACUGUGAAGCAGCGGCCUGCGAAGAAUAACGGGCUCUUUGUCGCAUAUGAAACCUUGACGCAUGCACAUAACGGUGCUUGA
Aspergillus alliaceus is the source of this 1179-nucleotide messenger RNA. Its product is annotated as chondroitin AC/alginate lyase. Lineage: Eukaryota; Fungi; Ascomycota; Eurotiomycetes; Eurotiales; Aspergillaceae. Gene Ontology annotation, cellular component: periplasmic space. The transcript is spliced from 2 exons. The coding region runs from base 1 to 1179 and encodes 392 amino acids. The record is from RefSeq and is a predicted model, not a curated record. Gene Ontology annotation, molecular function: lyase activity.